This is a messenger RNA of Notothenia coriiceps (black rockcod), 1720 nucleotides long. It is a transcript of the gene cunh7orf78, whose product is annotated as chromosome unknown C7orf78 homolog. The record is from RefSeq and is a predicted model, not a curated record. Lineage: Eukaryota; Metazoa; Chordata; Actinopteri; Perciformes; Nototheniidae. The coding region runs from base 145 to 900 and encodes 251 amino acids. The transcript has 4 exons.
AACCCUUGUACUGCACUGUCUGCUCCUUUCACUGUGUUCCUGACAUCCUAACAAUACAAGCUCAAACUGGAUUCAAACUAAGACAAAUCAAGGGAUAUCUGUAGCGAAUUCAAGGUAAGCAAAUACCUUUGUUAAUCAACAAUCAUGGCUCCAUACAGUUUAUUGCAUCUGAUGUCCAAAGUGUGCUUGGAAGAAAAAAUGGAAUUCUCUGCUACUCAGCAUCUCUCUUAUGCAAGGAGCAAAUGGUUUCAACUCCCCGACCCCGAGACUGAGAGCCACAGCGACGUGUGGAGCAUCAAACCACCAGAUUUCUCUCUUAAACUGUACAGGUCUCUGUCAGUUCCUCAGAAGGAAGAAAGAAAGACACAUUCAAAUGCAGCAGUGGCACCUUCAAGUAAAGCACAGAGGAAAACUGGAACAUUUCUACCAAGGGUUUUACAUGAGGGUUUCCGAAGAGAAGAGUCUCCAAAGUUCCUCACAUCAUACAGGCCUCCCGAUUCUCUUGAGUCCGAGCUGAUGUUUGUCAAGACUGGGAAGUACCUUUGUGGGCCUUACAAGAACCCAAAACCACAUAACUUCAGACCGCUCAAUGAGGACCUUCCAGACAUAGUUACUACAUACGAAAGAGAUCCUGGUAACCUGCAUUUGAAGUUGAAGCACUUGGACAUUAUUCAAAACACUACCACCAGGUCAGACUUAACUUCAAGGGAUUCCAAGAAAGGGAUGGACACAUAUAGAGCUGCCGAGCCAAGAUGGGAUGCGAGGCUCAUACUCCCUCCGCUGCUCUGGCCUCCAAAAUCAGCUUCCUAUACUAGACACAGAUGCAGAAGAGGAGCGUACAGUGCAUUCUUGGACCGUGUGGAAGAGAAACUCUCAAGAUCAUGGAAAAAUAGAUCCUAACUUUGUAUUUUUUGCUUAUUUAAAAAUUAAAUGUAUAUGUACAUAUCCCUGAUGAUGAUCAAAUAGGGACAUAUUUGGAGAUUCUAGUAGCUUUAAGGUUCUGGCUGUCAACAUGCAGGGACUUUGGGGGUCAUAAAGGUCAUAAAACCACAUUUAAGACGCCCACUGACCACGGACAGCUGCUCACCCGGUUCCCCAAGAAUUAUAAACACGCCAAGCCUGCACAUGUUCGAAGCAUAUCUGAAAUAGCUGAACAGAUGCGUUCAAGGAGUAAUCCGUGACUCUGGGCAUAACUCGCAGACUAAAUAUAAAAUGAAAAGAAUAUCAGUCACUGCAUUAAACCUCAUGACCCACACGCAGCCGUGUGUUUGUGUUAUUUUAAUCCCCUGUUAUCCAGUCAAAUGCUGAAAAAUGUAAUGUAAUCUUCCAUCUCAUGCAUGGCAAAUAAAGAUACUUACCAGAGCUGUUGUGUUCAAAUCAUAGGUUCAAACGUUCAAACGUGUCUUGGCAGUUGUGAACAAUCUUUAAAAGGAAAACACAGAUAGUAAAGUUAAGAAAAAUCCUUGAAAAACAAUAAACUUAAUCCGAGUCUGUUAAAUCCUCUUAUAAAGUAAGCUUCAGGAAAUUAGCACUUAACUACUUAAGAAAAAGCAAACAAAACAAUGUAAUAAACCCUAAACAAAAUCUGAAAGGUUUCAGCUCUUAAUUGUCAUUUUCCAUUAUAUGUAAGAUUUUAAGAGUGGUCAGUAUGACUUAAAAUUGACAAUUUUUAACAUGUUUAAUUAGCUUAGAAACAAAAAUACCGUAAUACCGUAAUGAA